Molecule: messenger RNA, 2820 nt
Organism: Penicillium verhagenii
Lineage: Eukaryota; Fungi; Ascomycota; Eurotiomycetes; Eurotiales; Aspergillaceae
Product: DDHD family phospholipase
Exons: 4
Coding region: 1-2820 (939 amino acids)
Cellular component (GO): cytoplasm
Molecular function (GO): glycerophospholipase activity; metal ion binding
Source: RefSeq, a predicted model, not a curated record
AUGACAGGCCCAUUUCAUACUUACGGCCCUUCCUGCCUGUUGGAGGCUGAUGAUACAGAGCUCACGAGCUUAUAUUCACUCGCUACCCCGCCAGACAUUCGAUCUCAGUUCUUCUACGUUUCGUCCCUGCCAAUCGACGACCCUUUGGCUCCGCUUCCCGCCGCUAGCGGGCAAUCAUCAGGAAAUGAAAGAGCCCCUCCCCAACCAUUUUCAGCGAGAGAUAACAUCGCGUUGGAGGCAGCUUGGUCGGAAUUACGGGAAGCCGAGCAGGGGAAAUUUGGUGCUCCCAGUGGAUCCCGCCCGGGGACAUCAAAAGGACGUGCGGGGAUAGCUGUACCGGGUCGCGAAUCGACUUUCGAGGGAAACCGCCCUUCUAGGUCAGCAAAUCGUGGAGAUGGAAGUCUGGUUAGCAGCAGAGACACCCCCAGCAACCCAACCUCUGUACCAGAGGAGAUCGCUGGAUCGUCCGGCAUCGAUACCAGUCACCGGAAAAGAAUGUUUUCUUCCUCCUUCAAUGAAACAGCUGCGGCUAAAAGAAGGAGUCUCUCCCCGCCCGAAGAGGACUUAGAGAGACAAGCAAUCGUGGGCAGUCUUCAGGGACCUUCAUCUCGUGAUGCGAGUAUCAGCGGCUCUCCUUUUAUUCGAGCGCCAGAUUCUCAGCCAGGCACUCCGCUUGGUCGUUCAUUGGAAUCAAUGGGGUCAAAAGAUGGUGUCGAGUGGCAAUCAGAGUUGCGCAUUAAUGCUCCCUAUCACUCAUCCACGAAGCCAUCGGGGCUCCGAGCGACUGUCAGUCUAGAAGAUGCAGGUUUGGAAGACGCCACUGAUACAAGGAACUCAAAAGAAUCUCAGACAAAGAUUCCAGUGGGGGCAUUGCGUCUCCAUUUGGUUGAAUUGCCAAACCUGAAGAUGAAACCAAUUUAUUGGAGCCCACUGCACGAUGUGUCAUCUGUGGUCAGGGCGACAUGGUUCUACAAGAACACCAUGCUUCCAGUUGAAACGCCGGUAGCCAAUCAACUGGAAGAGGGGUACACUUACUUGAAGCCAUGGACUGAUACAUGGCAAGAUGAGCUGAACAGCUGUGUAGAAAAUGGUGCUGAUGCAGAGAUCAAAAUUGCGCACAAACUAUGGCCCAAGAAUGACUCUGGCUCUACUAAUCUACCUGGAACCGCACAGAACUCACAAGAUAAUGACACUCACCAAUCAAAUGGUACCCAAGACAAUUUGUCGUUUGAUAAAAAUCAAGCCUCUGGGGCAACAGCAACUCAUCCCGAGGGAGCUAAGCCAUAUUUAAACUCCAGCGCUAUCUAUGUUGACGCAAUUGAUGCUCAGAUCCUCCGACCGAGCAUGCUACCAUCUGUGUCCAGGGGGAGGAAACCUCUUAAUGCGAUUCGUAAAGGGCGUCAAAUCGGGAUACCAGUGGUUCGCGGAUUCAGUCGCAAGUUAUGGGAUCAACUACACCCAUCAAAGGCCAAUCCAGUGGAUGUACGGAACUAUAUUCGACGAAACCCAUCACAAAAUCCAACGCCUGCCCCUGGCGAACAAAUAUGCUACGCAUGCAAGAUGGAAUGCUUGCGUCCAACUCCGACAGACUUAGUGUUUGUCAUACACGGUAUUGGUCAAAAGCUAUCCGAGAGGAUGGAAAGCUUCCACUUUACUCAUGCGAUGAAUGCCUUCCGUCGCCAGGUGAACAUAGAGCUCAAUAAUGAGCCAGUCUGGCCUCACGUGCGUCACGACCAUGGAGGUAUCAUGGUAUUACCCAUAAACUGGCGCACGACACUAUCACUGGAAGACCCAUCAAUGGAGCCUGCUGACAUGGAGGAUCCAUUUUCCAACGACUAUACUCUGUCAGAUAUUACGCCUCAAACCCUGCCUGCAAUUCGGUCGCUGAUCAGUGACGUUAUGCUCGAUAUCCCUUACUAUCUGUCGCAUCAUAAACCCAAGAUGAUUAAGGCUGUUGUCCGAGAAGCAAAUCGCAUAUAUCGUCUUUGGUGCAAUAAUAAUCCCGGGUUCCAAGACAAGGGCCGCGUACAUCUUCUUGCACAUUCUCUGGGGAGUGUCAUGGCUCUUGACAUUUUAAGCCACCAGCCAACAAACGUACCCCGAUUCAACUUUCUCGAUACCCCUCUGCAUAGCGAUAUCUUUGAGUUCAAUACCGCCAAUCUCUUUCUUUGCGGAAGCCCUGUUGGAUUUUUCUUAUUGCUCAAUAAAGCGAACCUCCUGCCUCGAAAGGGAAGAGAUAAACCAGGUAGCGAAGGCGAAGACCGACUCCGUGGUGUCGCAGGCGAACCCGGCACAUAUGGUUGUCUCGCAGUCGAUAAUUUGUACAAUAUCUUGCACACAACAGACCCGAUUGCUUACCGAGUCAACGCCGCUGUAGACAAUGACCUCUCAAACUCCCUCAAGGUGGCCUCGAUCCCCAGCUCAUCCUCUAGCCUUUGGCAAUCAUUUGGCAGCGUCUUCCGCUGGAGCACCUCCUCAUCAAGCUUUGUUACUUCAGCACACCCAGUUCGGCCUGCCGCAGUCUCCAAAAUGCCCUCAAACGUUGAAAUGGAAACGCACGACUUCACACGGGAAGAAAUCGCUGAAAAACGUAUGCUGCUUCUCAACGAUAAUGGUCAGAUUGAUUAUUACCUAUCAGGUGGAGGUGGCCCACUCAAUAUCCAGUAUCUCAAUAUGUUGAGUGCGCAUAGUAGCUAUUGGACGUUGACGGAUUUUGUGCGGUUUCUUGUGGUGGAGAUUGCUAGGAAGCAGGGUAGAGAUGGGACGUUGGUUGGUUUACGGGCGGAGAAGAAGAAGGGAUACAAGGUUACCAAAGGCUGA